Molecule: messenger RNA, 2027 nt
Organism: Myotis lucifugus (little brown bat)
Lineage: Eukaryota; Metazoa; Chordata; Mammalia; Chiroptera; Vespertilionidae
Exons: 4
Coding region: 1-1221 (406 amino acids)
Source: RefSeq, a predicted model, not a curated record
AUGGUUUCGGCCCUCGGGGGAGCCCGGGCGGCAGGGGUGCGCGGGGGCUCCAGGCGGGGCUCUGUGCCGAGGACCGCGGUGACCGCGAGGGAGGGCAGAGGUCACGGGGAGCCGGUGCGGCCCCGAGAGAGGGACAGCCCGUCGCCCCGCCGCGCUACGGGGAGCCGCGCGGAGGACCCGGGAGCCAUCGGGCCACCGUCACCCUUCCGGCCGCCGCGCCGCCUUCGCUCCCAGCUGAGCGCGAAAGUGCCGGGGCUCGGAGGGGGAAAUGAAGCAUUGGGGUGGGUUUUGUUUUUCUCUCCGCAUUCCUAUGUACAAAGAGAUCCAACUUCCGAAUCAGUUCAGCCGCUCCCUCUCCAGAAGUUGGCUCCAGGAUUCUUGGUUCUUCCCGUCUUUCUUUGUAAAAAGGGAGGCGGGGCGGGGAAAGCUACCUUCACUAGUUACCAGUGCACCUUGCCAGCGGGGACCAGGCCGGGGCGGCCUCGCAGGGCGGGCUUUGUCACCGCCACCUCUCGCUCGAGAAGCCCUGCCCAGCUCGCCUACUUUCUGUUCUGUCCCCGGGCUGCUGGGGUGUUUGCUUCCUGGUACUUUUAUUUGAACUCCUGGCAGAGAGCGCCCAGUGCCACCCGCAUUCGAUCACAUUUACGUCCUUCGGGAACCCCCAUCCCGACUUCCUGGGAAGCAGGAGGCUUGUCCCUGGGAGAAAGGGAGGAGGGACUGAAAGAUUCAAGCAGGAAGAGGAGAGGCGGCAGAGAGCGGGAGGCGGCUGCUGACUCAGGGGGAGGCAGAGGAGUCCCAGGGUGUGUGACCUCAGGAGGACCCCCAAACUGUGGGCGGGAAGGACCCCUCCAGGAUCCUGGCCCAGUGGCUUACAGCUUCUCACCAGCACCACAGUAUCAAAUAAGUUUUACAUCAGACAGCCCACACUUCCCUCUAUAUAUAAGCAAAACAAUAGCUGCUCAGAACAAUACUUACCCUUAUGACCUGCAAUGCACUCUGAUAUUUUCUGUUCUUUUUCGGGGUUUUGUUUUGUUUUUUAAUACCGAUUGCUUUUUCAAAUGUGCCAAAUGGGUUACAAACUGCAGUUUGAUAAACCCCAUCCAGACCAGUCUGCCAGAAAGAAAAGGCCAAAGCCCACAGAAGGGGCACCAACCUCAAGGUCACAGGGCGGGUUCAUGGCCACUGGAGCCCAAAGCCCAGCCCCUGACUCCCAGCCCCUGACUCCUGAAGCCCAGCCCCCGACUCCCAGCCCCCUAGUCUCCUCUCCAGGACCCCACACGGCCCUGGACUGCGGCUGUCCGCCCCUGGGCCCUGCUGGGAAGGGCCAGCCCCUGGCACAGGCUCACUCCCUCCCAGAAGUCAGGCCUCCCCUGGCUUCCUCAAGGAGCAUAUGCAUUCAUUCCAUAAGCAUAUAUUGAGGGCCUACUAUGUGCCAGGCCUCUGCUGGGCACCGGGCUCUCAUCAAGACAUGGAGGAUGAAGAGGGACAUUCUGGAAACACUCUCCCAGGGCUGCACGCUGGGCACGUGCUGUCCUUGUCCUCCUUGUCCCGGCUGCAUCCAGACCCCAUGUCCUUCCUCGCCUGAGUCUCAAAAGAUGGUUCCAGAACCAGCCAAGGUCUCUCAGCCAGUAGGGGGGGGCAGGCCUAUCUCACCCACAGCUCACGCCAAGGCUUCUCCCUCCACCCCUGCCUGGGAGUGCCCUGACCCUCCAUCCCUCCACCAACCACAGGAGCCAGAGGGGGAGCACGACUCCCACCUGACUGAGAAGGUCGCCCGCAGGGCCUCACUGCCAACUCCCCCACUGCUCCUGGGAAUCUCUCUGCAACAUGACGUCCAUGCUGUGUCCCCCGAGGAGCCACCCCUCGGCUCCAGGCCCUGGCCACUGCUUCUGCCAAAUCAACUUCACUAGACGAAUGGAGAGGGAGCGAGAGAUAGAAACAUCAAUGAUGAGAGAGAACUGAUGCAAACUGCAGUGUGAUAAACCUCCAGCAUGUCUCGCCUCCUGCCCCCUGACACUCACUCACCU